GUCCCCCAUCUCCCGCCCCGCUCACACUGUGUCCCCACCACCUCCGUCGCGCGCUCCAGCCUCCUCUCCGUGCCCUCGGACACAGAGCAGCGUCGAACGCGGUCUCGAAAAUGCUAGCAACUGCUAUUAGGCCCGCGUCGGGUUUCUCAGAAGAGACCACGCAGUACCGCCCGGCGAAAGACCUCGAGGCUUUCAAGAGCCUACUGCCCCCGCCCAUCGAAUUUGUUGAGGGCUCCUCUAAGGGGGCUCUUCUCAUGGACGAGAACAAAUACCAGCCCAUCAACGCGACUCCGAACCCGUCAGAAGCGGAGCCCCAGGAGGCGAAGAAGACUACCUCAUCUAACCCUUCAAAGUCCCUCAAGUCUCCUAAAACUGCUCAGGCGACCCCUACCUCAGGGAAAGCUCUCUAUAAUGGCCCCCUCAAUACGUCGUGGCCAGAAGGCGCUAGGAUUGGGACAGGACUCAACAAUACUGGGAACACAUGCUUCCUCAAUAGCGCUCUUCAAUGUCUACUCCACACGACACCAUUGCUACACGCCUUGAUCAGACAUAGCACUGCAGACCCUUGCCGGGUGCCCAAAGGCGCAUUCUGCAUGGCGUGUAAUAUGCGGACAGUCAUGUUUGAAUCUCACCAGAAACAGCGGCCCUUUGCUCCCUACCCCAUUACGACCAAGCUACAAGUCAUCGCGAAGCACAUGCGGCGUGGACGGCAGGAAGACUCGCAUGAGUUCUUGCGUUAUGCUAUCGAUGCUCUGCAGAAGUCUUGCCUUGCUGGCCAUCCACCCAAAAUGGAUCCCAAGCUUGCUGAGACAUCAUGGAUCCAUCAGAUAUUCGGCGGUCGAUUGCGAUCGAGGGUUACAUGUCUAGCGUGUGGCUACAACAGCGACACUUACGACAGUGUCCUGGAUCUGAGCAUCGACAUCUAUGGCGUACAGAACUUGAGAGAUGCUCUGCGAAAAUUCGUCGCAGUCGAUCACUUGAAAGGCGCCGACAAGUAUAAAUGCGAAAAGUGCAAGAAACCGGUCACCGCAGACAAGCAAUUCACGGUCCACGAGGCACCACUCGCAUUGACUAUCCACCUGAAGCGCUUCUCUCCGAUGGGAAGGAAGAUUGGGCACUGCAUCAAGUACGAGGAGCGUCUGUCAUUGCAGCCUGUGAUGAGCGAGGGGCAACAUGGACCGACAUACUCCCUGUACGGCGUCAUAUCGCACGCAGGUGGUGGGCCCAAUUCUGGCCACUAUUACGCGCACGUCAAAGGUGGAGACGGCCAGUGGUACGAGAUGAACGACGAGUCCGUCACCCGCGUCGCGCCCCCUACGAGCAGGCAGAACGCCUAUAUCCUCUUCUAUAUUCGCGACAAGGGUCAGGCGCUCGAGGCCGCCGUCAGCACCCCGGCUCGUGUCUCCCAGCCCGCCAAGACUGGUCUUGUAGCGAACAUGAAGAAGCGCAAGACACCGGACAGUGAGAGCGAAGAUUCGGCUCGGCCUGCAAAGUCGAAGGAUCGCGCCAAGCCCGAUCCUCAGGCGCAGAUGCUGCAGAAGAAGAUCGAGAAGCAGGCGACGAAGAACGGCUUGGCCGAUCUCGCGCAGUACAGCGAUGGUAGCGAUGACAUCGGGGAGAAGGUUGAGGAGAAGGAGGAAGAGGAGAAGGCAGUGCUUGCGGACGAUAUCGCUGAAAGAGUGGGCCGUACGCCUAUCCCGCCUUCGACGAAAGGGAACACACCGAAGUCGAAGCGUCAUGAUCGCUUUAGCGCCAUAGGAAACUGGAAUCCGUACAGUCGGCUGAAGGGCAGCGACACUCUAGGACAGCGCCGCGGUUCGGCACCAGUAGUACAUCGGUACGGAAAGAAGAAAAGAAUGAUCAUGUAA
Messenger RNA from Fomitopsis serialis, 1868 nucleotides. RefSeq names its product cysteine proteinase. Gene Ontology annotation, cellular component: cytosol; nucleus. NCBI's taxonomy places the organism in Eukaryota, Fungi, Basidiomycota, Agaricomycetes, Polyporales, Fomitopsidaceae. Gene Ontology annotation, molecular function: cysteine-type deubiquitinase activity; cysteine-type endopeptidase activity. The record is from RefSeq and is a predicted model, not a curated record. Bases 111 to 1868 code for a protein of 585 amino acids. The transcript is spliced from 8 exons.